This is a messenger RNA of Scophthalmus maximus (turbot), 1798 nucleotides long. RefSeq names its product serpin peptidase inhibitor, clade E (nexin, plasminogen activator inhibitor type 1), member 1 (gene serpine1). Gene Ontology annotation, biological process: negative regulation of plasminogen activation; negative regulation of endopeptidase activity; negative regulation of vascular wound healing. Gene Ontology annotation, molecular function: serine-type endopeptidase inhibitor activity. The coding region runs from base 148 to 1323 and encodes 391 amino acids. The record is from RefSeq and is a predicted model, not a curated record. NCBI's taxonomy places the organism in Eukaryota, Metazoa, Chordata, Actinopteri, Pleuronectiformes, Scophthalmidae. The transcript has 9 exons.
CCCCACUAUAAAGAGACAAUAACUUCAUUCACUCUUUCAGACACGAGCAGCAGCAGCAGCAGCAGCAGCAGCAGAAGAAGAGAGGGAGACUAACGCUGAACAAACAUAGACGCGCUGAACUACACCUGACACACUCCAACCACAAGGAUGCUUUGUGCUUACAUUUUCCUGUUGCUGACCCUGAGCAGAGUGGGACUGGGCUCUCUGCAGAAUAAGCAGAAUGACUUUGGCAUGAAGGUCUUCUUCCAGCUGAGCCAGGGCUCCGUGGACAAAAAUGUGGCCCUCUCCCCGUAUGGUGUGGCCUCGAUCCUGUCCAUGGCUCAGCUCGGUGCGGCCGGAAACACCCGCAAGGCCCUGACUGCUGCUAUGGGCUUUUCUCUGCAAGAGCGAGGGACGUCCCGGCGGCAGCGUCUCCUGCAGCGGGAUCUGUCCAGUGAGGAGGGGGUGGAGUUAGCCAGCGGAGUGAUGGUGGAGAGGAAGAUGAGCCUGGAGAAGGGAUACCGACGGGCCCUGGCCAAGGCCUUCCAGACCCACCCUAACCAGGUGGACUUUACCAAAACGGACGAGGCCGUCGCCAUCAUCAACUCGUGGGUCUCAGACCACACUGCAGGUGCCAUCCCUGAGUUCUUGGCAUCGGGAUCUCUCAGUGAUGAGACCCGCCUGGUCCUCCUCAAUGCUCUCCACUUCCAAGGCCUCUGGAAAGUUCCCUUUGACCCCAAAUUCACACAGGAGAGGAUGUUCCACUGUGCCAAUGGCAGCACUGUGCCCGUGCACAUGAUGAGACUCACAAACUACUUCAACUACGGCGAGUUUGUAACUCCUGACGGAGUGGACUACGAUGUCAUUGAGGUGCCAUAUGAGGGUGACUCACUGAGCAUGCUGCUCGUGUCCCCCUUUGAGCCUGAAGUUCCACUCAGCGUACUCAGUGCCGAUGUGAACAGCCAGAGGAUUCAGCAGUGGAGGGCGGAACUGAGGAAAGUCAAGAGGCAGCUGGCCAUGCCGAGGUUUACUCUGGACUCUGAGGUGAACUUGAAGACCGCUCUGCUGGAAAUGGGUCUAGGAGACAUGUUCAACCUGGCUAGUGCUGACUUCACACGCAUCACCACAGAUGAAAGGCUGUGUGUGUCGAAGGUCCUCCAGAGUGUGAAGAUCGAGGUGAAUGAGCGAGGAACCAAGGCCGCAGCGGCAACAGCUGCUGUCAUGUUUUCCCGAAUGGCUGUGGAGGAGAUCACGCUGGACCGACCCUUCCUCUUCCUCAUCCAGCAUAAGCACACAGGUGCUGUUCUGUUCAUGGGCCACUUCAACCAGCCUCAGCAACAAUAACAGUCUGAAGACUUGCCUCCAUCGUGCUACAUGAUGACCACCCACCGGACCACCAGGAUUCAUACGACUGCUUAAAACUCUGUAGACUGAUUCACUGAAAGGUUUAUUUCUUACGAGCUAAACACAAGAACACUGGGACAACGCGAUUUUACACGACAGACAUUUGAAACUGGACUGACUGAGACGUUCUUUGAGAAGACUUUAUAUGUUUGCUGUUUAUUUAUUUCUCUGAAUGUUUGUGGUUGACAUAUGAAGGGAAGUGAAUUAUAUGAGGUAGCUUACUGUUGUUUGACACAACACACACUGAUGCACUUCACACAGACACAGACUGAUAGCUACAUUGUUACAAAAAAAGAUGUAUUUUUAUGUAUUUUUACAAUGUAAAUGUUGUUGUCUCUUUUUGCCUCGCUUUCGUUACCUUGCAUUUGCAUUUUUGCAGUAGUUCUAUUUAUUAAAAUUAUAUGUUUUUACAAAA